AUGGCUGUAAGCUUCGCUCGUUCAAGCUACAUCACAGCAGACUCGUCUUCAACGGUCGGCAGUAUGGUUUCCCAAUCACCGGCCCUCAGCACAGGGCACUCGGAUGCUGGUUCUGGCAGCGGAACGCCGAACUCCUCUCCUCCCGCUUCAAGACCUCGCAGUCCCGAGCUCAAGCAUCACGAAUCGCUGGAUGCCUCGGAUCUCGAGCCUCUCGAGCCAUUGAACGUCAAGAACGUCUGCUUCGUUGGGGCUGGCUUUGUUGGUGGCCCAACUGCGGCUCUGAUCGCACUUCACAACCCCGACCUCACUGUCAAUGUCGUGGACCUCAACGCCGAUCGCAUCGCCGCGUGGAAUUCUCCCCAUCUACCAAUCCACGAGGCUGGCCUUCCCAAGAUUGUACGCAUCUCUCGCGAUGGGACCAACGAGGCGACAGCCUUCCUUCCUUCGGUGGGCAACUCUGUAAAGAUUGCCCCUCGCAAGCCCAAUCUCAUCUUCACCACCGACGUCCAGCGAUGCAUCGGCGAAGCAGACAUUGUGCUUAUCUGCGUCAACACGCCCACCAAGACCUACGGCCUCGGCGCUGGCUACACUGCAGACCUGAGCGCUCUGGAAGGAGCUUCUGAGACUGUCGCCAAGUACGCAAAGGACGGCGCUGUCAUCGUGGAGAAGAGCACAGUCCCCACGGGAACAGCCCGCAUGAUCCGUGAGAUUAUGGCCCAGUAUCAGCCCGACGCCGAAUUUGAGAUUGUCUCCAACCCCGAGUUUCUUGCCGAGGGAACCGCCGUGCGCGAUCUUAUGCACCCCGACCGUAUCCUGAUUGGCAGCUCCACGACGCCUGCUGGUGUCCGCGCUGCCAACGCUCUCAAGGGCGUGUACGCUGCCUGGGUUCCGGAGGAGAAGAUUUUGACCGUCAACACCUGGUCCAGCGAGCUCACCAAGCUCGUCGCCAACGCCAUGCUAGCCCAGCGUAUCAGCAGCAUUAACAGCAUCAGUGCUCUCUGCGAAGAGCUCGGUGCCGAUGUUCAGGAAAUUAGCCAGGGUAUUGGUGCAGACACUCGCCUGGGCAAGAAGUUCCUCCACGCCGGUGUUGGAUUUGGUGGUUCUUGCUUCGAGAAGGAUAUCCUCAACCUGGCCUACAUGGCUCGUACGCUCCACCUGGACACUGUCGCCGACUACUGGAUGGGCGUCCUCGAUAUCAACAAGUACCAGCGUGAACGUUUCGCCCAAAAGGUUCACCGCGCCCUCAAUGGCAACUUGCGCCGCAAGAAGGUGGCCAUCCUGGGUUUCGCCUUCAAGGAAAACACCAACGACACCCGCAACAGCAUUGCGGUCCACAUCAUCAACGAAUUGGCUCACGAGAUGCCCAACGAGAUUGCCAUCUUCGACCCUGGCUGCGACCCCGUCGAGGUGAUGGACGAGGUUCGCCAGUCUAUCCCAGACGAGCGUGUGGUCGAGCGUGUCAAGGUCCACACCAAUUGGCGGGACACAGUUCACGGUUCGAGCGCCAUCUGCAUUCUUACUCCCUGGUACCAUUUCCGUUACCCGAAGCAGGCUCAGACCACAGCCCGCCGCUCAUCCGUCUGGAGCAGCCCCGAGGCUUCUCGCGAGGAGGCCAAGGCGUUCAUCAAGGAGUCUCUGUCCGAGAUGGAUAUUGUUGAACUCGAAAAGUUUGUCUCCCGUACCAGUACCAACACGCCGACAGAUCCGUUGAAGCGCAUGAAGGCAGAGGCCGAGUGUCAAGAAGGCUGCAAGGGUUGCAACUUUGAUGCUGCCAACGAAGACCUGGGCGACCCCGUUGACUGGGAGUGGGCUGCUUCGGUUAUGAAGCGCCCUCGUCUCGUGCUCGACGGACGUAAUGUCGUCUCCGUCCCUGAACUCGAGAAACUCGGAUUCCAGGUGCAGGGCAUCGGCAAAGGUCUGGUCAUCUAG
This is a messenger RNA of Colletotrichum orchidophilum, 1929 nucleotides long. RefSeq names its product nucleotide sugar dehydrogenase. The coding region runs from base 1 to 1929 and encodes 642 amino acids. The transcript has 3 exons. NCBI's taxonomy places the organism in Eukaryota, Fungi, Ascomycota, Sordariomycetes, Glomerellales, Glomerellaceae. Gene Ontology annotation, molecular function: NAD binding; UDP-glucose 6-dehydrogenase activity. The record is from RefSeq and is a predicted model, not a curated record. Gene Ontology annotation, cellular component: cytosol; nucleus. Gene Ontology annotation, biological process: polysaccharide biosynthetic process; glycosaminoglycan biosynthetic process.